CCUGCCUGGGGAGCGCGCUGGGAAGGGCGGGAGGAUCCGGCACAGGACCGGGAGCGGCGGAAGGGCGGCAGCGGGACAGCGGGAAGCCGGGACAGCGGGACGCGGGCUGGCAGCGCCGGGACAGCGGGGCCGGGGCGGCGGGACGCGGGCCGGCAGUGAGUGCCGGGGCACGGCGGCGGCAGCCCAAAGCAAUCGAGGCCGGAGCAUGCGGCGGCGCCUGGUGCACCUGGACCUGAAGGGCGCCGCGCCCCGCGCGCCGUACCUGGAACAGGUGCUGCCGCUGUUCCGUGCCCUGGGUGCCACCGGGCUGCUGCUGGAAUAUGAGGACACCUUCCCAUAUACGGGGCCGCUGGAGCCGCUGCGGGCACCGCACGCCUACAGCCCCGCGGAGCUCCGGGCUGUGCUGAGCGGGGCGCGGGCGCAGGGCCUGGACGUGGUGCCGCUGGUGCAGAGCUUCGGGCACAUGGAGUUUGUGCUGAAGCACAGGGAGUUCGCUCAUCUGCGGGAGGUGCCGGCGCUGCCCAACGCCCUGAACCCGCACAAGGAGGAGUCUCUGGCGCUGGUCAAGGCCAUGAUUGACCAGGUCAUGGCCCUGCACGAGGGCCUGGAAUGGCUCCACAUUGGAUGUGAUGAGGUCUACUACCUCGGUGAAGGAGAGGAGUCAAAGCAGUGGCUGCAGCAGCCAGACAACACCCCAGAGAAGCUGUGCUUGGCCCACAUAAAGGCAGUUGCCAGUUGUGUGGCCUCAUCUUACCCCAGGGUGACUCCCAUCGUGUGGGACGACAUGCUCAGGGGGAUGAGUGAGGAGACACUGGCAGACUCCGGGGUCCCACAGCUGGUGCAGCCCAUGAUCUGGGACUAUGCAGCUGACCUGGACGUGGAGGGCAAAGUGCAGCUCAUAGAGAAGUAUCGGAGAUGUGGCUUCUCCAAGGUGUGGUUUGCAAGUGCCUUCAAAGGAGCCACAGGAGUGAAUCAGUCCCUCACACUUAUUGGGCACCACCUGAAGAACCACCUGGAGUGGCUGGAAGUGGCCAGCAGGACCCCCCCUGAUGUCCUUGAAGGUAUCGCCCUGACCGGCUGGCAGAGGUAUGAUCACUUCUCUGUUUUGUGUGAGCUUCUCCCAGUGGCAAUUCCAUCCCUGGCUGUGUGUCUGCAGGCACUAAAGAAUGGUGGCUACUCUGAAAAGGUUAAAGAAAAUGUGGAAAAGCUCCUGGGAAUGUCUAACCUGGAAAUUGAUACUUACAUGAGCACAAGUCUGGGCACCUUUCCUGGGAGCAACAUCCUCACCCUUGUGACACAAGUGAGUUUCUACCUCAAGUCAUCAGUGGAUGAACUUCUCGAAAGGAACAGGUAUGUCACAGGCUGGUUCAGCCCCUACCACAGGAAAAGGAAGAUUAUUCAUCCUAUAAUAAUGCACCUCUUCCAGCCAGAUGCAGUCAGUCUCCUCUCCAAGUGGAAUGCUGUGGUGCAAGACCUCCAAGCAGCCAUGGAGCAAGUUUUCCACCAGUGUGCUAUAGAGGAGUGGAUGGAGGAGAAUGUCCACCCCAGCCUACAGAAGCUGCAGCAAGUGGUGGAUGAUUUAGAUGAAGCAAUAAAAGCACAAAAUUAGGGGCACUUCAAUUAGUCUGUCUCAUUCCAUGGGAAAACAUGGCUAGUGGAAAUCAGCAACUAGUCAUCGAGCUGGAGUUUGUCAUCUGGAGAGCUGAACUGUGAUUAAACAACAGUGACCCGAGGGCAAGAAGUAAUUUCCUGGUGUAACAGA
This is a messenger RNA of Neopelma chrysocephalum (saffron-crested tyrant-manakin), 1762 nucleotides long. It is a transcript of the gene HEXD, whose product is annotated as hexosaminidase D. Gene Ontology annotation, molecular function: hexosaminidase activity. Lineage: Eukaryota; Metazoa; Chordata; Aves; Passeriformes; Pipridae. The record is from RefSeq and is a predicted model, not a curated record. Gene Ontology annotation, biological process: carbohydrate metabolic process. The coding region runs from base 206 to 1609 and encodes 467 amino acids. The transcript has 12 exons.